CAGCCCAGCGAAAAUGGGUCAGUGUUCAAUGAUGACACAGUAUUGAAACAACCUUCAGACAUAUUCCACCCCCCUAAUUUAUCCCUGUUGACUAAUCUAUUUCAUUUGGAUAAAAUGUACAGGAAUUCAUUGCUCGUUGUAGUUACUCUAUUUAUUACAGUAUGCGGCUUGGUGAAGCUUGGUUACCGAUUUAGAUUUAGCUGUUUGCAAUACAUUCCGGAACCAAUAACCAUUCUGCUUAUCGGAGUGAUAUUCGGAAAUAUUGCGAAUUACUGUAAUGUUGAACUGAAAUAUUUCAACGACAGAACAUUUUUCGUUGUAUUUUUACCACCCAUUAUAUUUGAGGCAGUUUUACAUUUGCAAAAGCAUUAUUUUUUACGAAAUCUUUUGGUAAUUCUCCUCUUUGGCUUUGUAGGGACGUUAUUUGUGUUCUUGCUCAUUAGUUGUGGCUUGUGGUUGAUUAUCUGUCUUUUCCCGUCUGUUUUGGGCAAUUGGACACCUCGCCCAGUAGCAUUUUUUCUUUUCGCUACUCUUGUCAGUUCUGUCGAUUCGGUCAUCAUAAUUGGCAUACUGGGUGAGAUGCGAGUUCAUCCCAGUUUAUAUUUUAUCUUUGUAGGUGAAUCAAUCAUCAAUGACGGUGUGACUUUGGUGCUUUUUGAUUUUAUUUAUUCAAUUAGUUGCACUGACGAAGUGAAACUCAAUUCGUUUAAGCUCAGCAUUUUUGGCUUUAUUGUCCUUAUUGUAAAAUUUUUGGGUAGCUGUCUCCUUGGUGCAAUAGUCGGUUCAAUGACGAGCUUUUUAACCAAAUAUACAUACAAGUACACUAUGAUUGAACCGCUGAUUGUACUCAGUGCCGGUUACCUGGCUUACCUGAUCGAUUUUGGAAUAAGUUGGCCUGGUGUGUUCUCUCUACUUGUAUUUGGUUUGAUUCAAACCACUUAUACAUUUGAGAACAUUUCGGUCAAAUCUUUUAUCACAAUCAAACGACUGGCUCAUAUGACCGCCGCGGUCUCGGAAUCACUCAUCUUUUUGAGCAUUGGCUACACACUGGUCAUACAUAAACAAGUCUGGAACGCGAAAUUCAUUGCAAUAAGUUUGGUUUUGUGUACACUGAGUCGUUUUUUGGUCGUCUAUUUUUUAUCUUCCCUGGCUAACUUCUUUCAUUGGAUGGGUAAACCAAUCACAAAGACGAUGAAGUUUGUCAUUGCCUUUUGUGGACUUCGUGGUGCUCUGAGCCACAGCUUGGUGGAGAUCAUCGAUCCGCGUUGCCUUCAGAGGGUCGGAGUGAAUCCAGCCAUGUACCAGACCACUACAGUGUUCAUCACAUUUUUUGCAAUUGUAAUCAUUGGCGCGUUUCUUCGACCACUACUUCACAUAUUUCAGAUGCGCAUUGAAAAACAACCACUUAGCUUGUUUGUUACCGUGAAUGAGGAAGUUAUGCACAAGACAAUCAGUGCCAUUGAAGAUAUAACCGGACUUUCGGGGUCCGGUAUUCUGGAAGCCAGUCUAAGAAAAUUCGAUGAGCGGUAA
Echinostoma caproni is the source of this 1530-nucleotide messenger RNA. The record is from the annotation of a GenBank genome assembly. Lineage: Eukaryota; Metazoa; Platyhelminthes; Trematoda; Plagiorchiida; Echinostomatidae.